CGGGCCAAAUCGGGGGGAUACGAGACCGAAGAUCACAGAUACGAUGAUUGAGAAUUGAUAGACGAGGAGAGGCGUAAAGCUAACCUCGUUGGGCAACACUAUAUCACGCGCUCAGACGCGUUUCUUGUUUACCUGGGCAUCAUACAUUGUAUAUAACAACUACUCCCACACUCCUUCAAUCAUCGCAAGAUCUAGGACGUCAAACUCGCCAUGGUCACUACUACCGUGAACGAUCUGGAUCCCAGGGUCACCGCUGGACCUGAGUUACUCAACGCAAUCGCAUCUGCGCAAGCCUCCACGCUACGCAGCGUUCUCAUCUACCUAUGUAAAGACCCAAGUACCGCCAGCCAAAUUGAGCAGGCCAUGCUUGUUUCAAAUUACGAGUUCCAGAAUCAAAAUACAUCAACGAACACGUACCCAAAGAAGAGGAAGCAUGAUGACAAGAUAUCCCGCUUCGCACGUUGCGUAAAUUGCAAGGACUUCGACGUCGUCUUGAACGAGAAGCCUGGGAAGGAGCAGGCAUGUGUGUAUCAUGACGGAAUUUUGGAAAUAGACGCAGACUUCUUUGUGGACGACGACGAUGUUUCCGCAGAUCCCUACAGCAUAGACGUCAACACUGAUUGGCGAGUGAAGGAGUUUCCUGAGGGGUUCAAAUGGAAUUGCUGUGGACAGUACGGCCGUAAAGUAAAGCCAUGCAUACGCAGUAGACAUUCCCAGACGGUAGUCAAUUAUGAAAGCGGGUUCAAUAUAUGGUACCUGGGCAAAGAUGGGACUUAUGUGACCGUGGACAGUCGAGACCCUGGGGAUGGGAGCGAUGAGACAUAGAAGGAAACCUUGGUGUAUAACUUAAUAAUUCCUUAUCGGUGUAGAUGUAGGCUGUCUCCGGGCAGUAUAUAUUCAGCGUGAACUUGGUCACACUGCUUCAUACUAGAACUGCAGUGCCGUCGGAUAUUCGUCAAAGGAUAAUGUGUCGACGA
Messenger RNA from Mytilinidion resinicola, 977 nucleotides. RefSeq lists its product as uncharacterized. The transcript is spliced from 2 exons. Bases 211 to 825 code for a protein of 204 amino acids. The record is from RefSeq and is a predicted model, not a curated record. Lineage: Eukaryota; Fungi; Ascomycota; Dothideomycetes; Mytilinidiales; Mytilinidiaceae.